Messenger RNA from Planococcus citri (citrus mealybug), 2223 nucleotides. Its product is annotated as esterase E4-like. NCBI's taxonomy places the organism in Eukaryota, Metazoa, Arthropoda, Insecta, Hemiptera, Pseudococcidae. The coding region runs from base 441 to 2126 and encodes 561 amino acids. The record is from RefSeq and is a predicted model, not a curated record. The transcript is spliced from 10 exons.
GACAAUUUCAAGAGGUAGGUACUUGUUUGCUCGAUAAUUAAUACACCUAUUCGCGCUAUUGAAAAUUAUCAUCUGCUCAUACUCCUUAGUACCAAUCAGAAAAUUCCCCUAUGAAAAUGUUUUCGUCGAGUCCCAAUAUUAUGGUUCAAAUAAACACUUGGGAAAAAAACCAUUGUAUUAGGUACUAGGUAGGUAUGAACAUAACAUUAUCUUAUUUUGAAGUGAACCGAACGUCGCUUGCGCGGCUAGGUAUCCAUUCUACUUUGGUCUCUUAAGUGAACUUUUAAAUUAGGUACAUUACAAGAUCAGUACAUAAGUAAUGAUGAUGCGGUGUGUUUAUUCGGGAAAAAACACUCGUGUUAACAUACAUAGGUACUAAUUAUUACAUUACCUACCUAUACACCAACUUGAAAUAAAUUAUCGCUCGAUUAAUUAUCAAAAUGUCAAUUCGAUUGUUUUUUUGUCUCAUUACCUUUCUAUUUGUUCGAGCGAAAUGCAAUUGCGAAGAAGUAAUCUUCGAACAAGGUAGAUUAUUAGGGAAAGCUUUUUUGUCUAGAAAUGGCACCGAGUAUUAUGGAUUUCUAAGUAUUCCGUUUGCUGAGCCACCUAUCGGGGAGCUUCGUUUCCAGCCUCCUAAACCACCAGCUCCUUGGCAAAGUAUUCGAAAUGCAACUACAUUACCUCCCGUAUGCAUUCAAGAAAUACCUUCUGCUGGAGAUGGUAAUCGUAAAAGAAUUAUUAUUGGUCAAGAAGAUUGCCUAUAUUUGAAUGUGUUUACGCCCAAGAAAAGAAUUCAACAUUUACCUGUCAUGGUAUUUAUUCAUGGUGGCUCAUUUCUCAUGGGAUCCAGUUUGUUAUACGAUCCUUCGUAUUUCAUGGAUCAUCAGAUAAUUAUUGUAACAAUACAUUACAGGUUAGGCUUAUUGGGUUUUCUAAGCACUGGAGACCAUGUACUUCCUGGAAAUAAUGGCAUGAAAGAUCAAGUAAUGGCUUUAAAAUGGGUGCAGAAAAAUAUAGCAGCUUUCGGAGGUGAUCCAAAUAAAGUGACUCUAUUUGGCGAAAGUGCUGGAGCUGGUAGUGUUCAUUAUCAUAUGCAUUCUUCUUUAAGUAAAGGUUUAUUUUACCAAGCGAUUAGUCAAAGUGGCACCUCAUUAGCUCCAUGGGCACACAAUUCUCGCGAAUUAGCUCAGCAGAAAGCUACUGCCGUUGGUAUCGUUAUGGGGUGUCCACAAAAAUGCUCAAAAGCUUUCGUUAAAUGUUUAAGACAAAUACCUGCCAAAGACUUCGUCGCAGCUGUUGAUAAAUUUUAUAUUUUUGAAUCCGAACCUGCCACUCAUUUUCCUGUUGUAGUAGAACCAGAUCUUGAAGGUGCUUUCAUUACUGAAAGUACUUGGUAUCAUAAGGCCACCAACGAGGUACCUUGGAUUGUAGGCAUCAAUUCAGCAGAUGGAGCUAUUCAAACCAUACGACAUUUAAAGAACGAUGGCUACAUGUUGAAACUGUUGAGUAAAGAUUAUCAUCGCGUAUUACCCGUUAUACUUUUUUACAAGUUUUGGAUCGAAGACGAAGACAAAAUAUCUAAUAUUACAGAAUCAUUGAAAAACUUUUACUUUGGAAAUGAAAGUAUCAGUUUUAAAACUCCUUCCAAGCUUAUAGCAUUCCAUACGGACGCGUAUUUUGCUCAUGAUGCCAUCGAGGCAGCUAAACGUCAUAAUAAUACGGUUUAUUUUUAUUACUACGAUCACCGGAAUGAAAGAACGUUCAGUGAAGUAUUUGGAAAAUGUUCCAUUGAUCUAGGAGUCACUCAUGCGGAUGAGUUAUUCAGUUUCUUUUAUUUGAAUGGUUUAUUUCCAAAAGUUACCAAAGGAAAUGAUUUCAAAGUAUCUGAGAGGAUGGUAAAUUAUUGGGUGAAUUUUGCAACUACUGGGAAUCCAAACAACAACGAUGCGAAACAGCUAUGGACACCAAUCCUUUCCGAUGAUUUUGAAUACCUUCAUAUUACCACUGAAAUUGAUGAGAUGAAAAAAGAACUAUUGAAAGAGAGAUACUUAUUUUGGAAAAGCCUUCAAGUAAUGCCUACGUUUAAACCAAAAAAUACUCAAAAGAUUAUUAACGACGAGCUAUAAUAAAUUCAAAUAUACAAUUUUUUUAUUGAGAAAACUGCAGGUUGUUUAAGGAGGAAUAAUAUCUAUUACCUGAUAAUAAAAACAAAUUCUGAGAGUA